AUGCACGGUCCGUCCUUUGCACCAGAUCAUGCUGCUCCGGACGCUUUUGAUCCCAACACUCUCUACCGAGCUCGGGACUUCCUCCGUGCCAAUGGCGCCUUUCCAGAGUCUCAGUACUCGAUGGACUUAUUACUCAAGCUCGGCGGCAUGAUGUCGGAGUUGGACUUCCACCGCAGCCGUACCCAAGAGCUUCUGUCCGAGAACGCGCAUUUGCGACAAGACAAUGCAAACCUUAGGGCGUAUUUGGACUCGAAUUUGGCAACGGGAAAGCCAGCGGCGCCUGGCGGAGACACCUCUCAAAUCCCGCGUCCAUCUUCUGACACUGCGGGGAAAUCGUGGGAUAGGAUUGUGAUGGAUUUGAUCUGA
Molecule: messenger RNA, 366 nt
Organism: Aspergillus mulundensis
Lineage: Eukaryota; Fungi; Ascomycota; Eurotiomycetes; Eurotiales; Aspergillaceae
Product: PHD finger protein
Exons: 1
Coding region: 1-366 (121 amino acids)
Source: RefSeq, a predicted model, not a curated record